AGCACGCCAGCUGUCAGAUGGCCACUGACCCUCCCUGAGCCAGUGGCUGGAAACAGGUCUGGUCUUAAAGAGGCGCCUGGUGCCCAGGAAAGAAACCUGAGAAAUAGGCUCCUGAGCACCUCCCCGGGCGGGGCCUCCUGGCCGCCUUUUCCUUCUGCUGCUUCUCUGCGCCCAAGGACACCUUAGCCCAUUUCCAGACCUUCCAGCCUCGCCUGCGGUGCUGCCCGAGCGAGCGGGACAGGCAGGAAUGCAGCAGACGGGACUCGCCUUCCUGGCCUUGGCUGCCUGGGCUGCUCUUCGCCCCUCGGCAGCCAUCCUCCCCAUCGCCUCCAGCUGCUGCACCUUGGUUUCCCACCACGUCCCCCGGCGCCUCCUGGACAGAGUGAGCGCCUGUCGCAUCCAGAGGGCCGACGGGGACUGUGACCUGGCGGCCGUCAUCCUCCAUGUCAGGCACCGGAGGAUCUGUGCCAGCCCGCACAGCCACACCGUGAAACAGUGGCUGAGGAAGCAAGCAGCCAGGAAGCAUGCCCACGGCCACGUCUGCCACAUGAAGAGGCACCAUGGCAAGAGGCACAGCCACGGGGCACAUCCGAGGACGCCGGGCGCACGGGCCCCGAGCUCCAUGUUGGAGAGUGUGCCAGCGGGCCUGUGAAGAGGCUCCUGCGGGAAUCUGGCCGGGGCCGGGUGUGCACUGAUGGUGGGAAUGUUCC
This is a messenger RNA of Pipistrellus kuhlii (Kuhl's pipistrelle), 710 nucleotides long. RefSeq names its product C-C motif chemokine ligand 28 (gene CCL28). Gene Ontology annotation, biological process: positive regulation of cell-matrix adhesion; cell chemotaxis; immune response. NCBI's taxonomy places the organism in Eukaryota, Metazoa, Chordata, Mammalia, Chiroptera, Vespertilionidae. The record is from RefSeq and is a predicted model, not a curated record. Gene Ontology annotation, molecular function: chemokine activity. Bases 248 to 652 code for a protein of 134 amino acids. Gene Ontology annotation, cellular component: extracellular region. The transcript has 3 exons.